Molecule: messenger RNA, 1656 nt
Organism: Anolis carolinensis (green anole)
Lineage: Eukaryota; Metazoa; Chordata; Lepidosauria; Squamata; Anolidae
Exons: 1
Coding region: 144-1088 (314 amino acids)
Source: RefSeq, a predicted model, not a curated record
CUCUUCGCAUAUACAUUUCGGAUCUCUUGGCAUGUGCAUUGCAACUACACAUUUCAGAUCUCUUUGCAUACACAUUUCGGAUAUCUUUGCAUGUGCACUUCAACUAUGCAUUUUAGAUUCUGCAUGCUCAGAUCUCUUUGCAUAUGCAUUUCAGAUCUCUUUGCAAGUGGAUUGCAACUACACAUUUCAGAUCUCUUUGCAUAUACAUUUUGGAUCUCUUGGCAUGUGCAUUGCAACAACACAUUUCAGAUCUCUUUGCAUAUACAUUUCGGAUCUCUUGGCAUGUGCAUUGCAACUACACAUUUCAGAUCUCUUCGCAUAUACAUUUCGGAUCUCUUGGCAUGUGCAUUGCAACUACACAUUUCAGAUCUCUUUGCAUACACAUUUCGGAUAUCUUUGCAUGUGCACUUCAACUAUGCAUUUUAGAUUCUGCAUGCUCAGAUCUCUUUGCAUAUGCAUUUCAGAUCUCUUUGCAAGUGGAUUGCAACUACACAUUUCAGAUCUCUUUGCAUAUACAUUUCGGAUCUCUUGGCAUGUGCAUUGCAACAACACAUUUCAGAUCUCUUUGCAUAUACAUUUCGGAUCUCUUGGCAUGUGCAUUGCAACAACACAUUUCAGAUCUCUUUGCAUACACAUUUCAGAUCUCUUGGCAUGUGCACUGCAACUAUGCAUUUCAGAUUCUGCAUGCUCAGAUCUUUUUGCAUAUGCAUUUCAGAUCUCUUUGCAAGUGGAUUGCAACUACACAUUUCAGAUCUGCGUGCUCAGAUCUCUUUGCAUACACAUUUCGGAUAUCUUUGCAUGUUCACGGCAACUACGCAUUUCAGAUUCUGCAUGCUCAGAUCUCUUUGCAUAUGCAUUUCAGAUCUCUUGGCAUGUGCAUUGCAACUACACAUUUCAGAUCUCUUCGCAUAUACAUUUUGGAUCUCUUGGCAUGUGCAUUGCAACUGUGCAUUUCAGAUUUCUUUGCGUGCUCAGAUCUCUUUGCAUACACAUUUCCGAUCUCUUGGCAUGUGCAUUGCAACUACAUGUUCCAGAUCUCAGUUGUGAAAGGUUGCAAUGCAAUAGUGUUCAACCUUUUUAUACAAUGAAAAAGUUAUAUCCCAUCGGUUUGAUGUAAGCCCAGUCAUCUUGGAUUUGGGAUCCUAUCUUUUGCAAGAUUCGAUCGCGCUUGCUGUGAAUAUUUUUCUAGCUGUAAGUGUCUUAGUAUUAGUUGGCACUCAAGGGCCAUCCAGCCCAGCCUCCUUCUGUCUUGCAGGAAGACACAAUCCAAGCCCUCUUGACAGAUGGCCAUCCAGCCUCUGCUGAAAAACCUCCAGUUUUAAUUCAUGGCAAUCCUACAAAUGGGAGGUCUCCAAGAGUGCAUCUACACUGUUGAAUGAAUGCAGUUUGUCACCGCUUUAACUGUCAAUAAUAUGGAACUAUGGGAGUAGUAGCUUUCUGUUUCACCAAACUGUGAAUUCCAGGAUUCUGUAAAAGUGAGCCAUGGAAGUUAAAGUACAGUAGAGUCUCGUUUAUCCAACUUCCACUUAUCCAACAUUCUGUAUUAUCCAAUGCCAUUUGCCUUUUAGUAGUCAGUGUUUUUGUAGCCAAUGUUUUCAAUACAUUACGAUGUUUUGGUGCUAAAUUCCUAAAUACAGUAAUUACUACAUAACGUUA